AUGUUCAUGAAGACUUUCCUCCUCUUAGCCUUAGGCGUUCAAGCUCUAUCCCUUCCCGGUACCGACGAAGCCCUCGAAAAACGCUCGUCUCGCGCCUGGAUCGGCUCUUUUGACAGCGACGACACAACCUGUUCCAAUACCUCCGUGUUCCAAGACAACUCAGCAUUGCCCCAUGCCGCAUGCGUGCCAUUUCGGCUCCAGGGUGGUAGAGUGGGCGGCCGCUGGGGCAGUGGUAAACAUGAAAUCAACGUCAUACAGGCUUUCGAGGACACUGGUUGUCAGGAAGCCCAAAUAUCUGGAUCUGGUUAUACCGACACUGAAAUCGAUGCCUAUACUGAUGCCGAUAGCUAUGCCCAUACUGAUGGCGACACCGACACCGACACCGAGAACUCUAGCAUAGAUGACCCAUGGCCUAAGGCCACGAUUAGGCUGGCACACUUCUCUGUCAAAGAGUACCUGGUCUCGGACAGGAUCCGGCAUGGAUCCGCAAGUGACUUUGGCCUACAAGAGAUUGACUCCAACGAAUCUAUGGCUGAAUAUUGUCUUGCAUACCUUCUAUACAUUAUCAAACUAGAAGUUCUGACAUCUGUGAGCCUUAGCGAGUACCCUCUAGCUCAAUAUGCCAUGGCAUAUUGGUUUGAACAUGUUCGAAUCGCCCCGAGCAACACGAGCUCAGCGCUUCCGCUCGCUCAAGAGCUGUAUCUGUCAAAGAAAGACUCGCUCGUCAAAUGGAUUCGGCUCUAUGAUGCGGACCCCCCUGGCCACUGGGGACCAAUCCGUAUCUUAAGCUCGGGGGAAGAAUCGCAACACAUUGGUCUUCCAAUGUAUUACGCAUCGUUGCUUGGCCUGCUCGAGUGA
This is a messenger RNA of Letharia lupina, 858 nucleotides long. RefSeq lists its product as uncharacterized. The record is from RefSeq and is a predicted model, not a curated record. The transcript has 2 exons. Bases 1 to 858 code for a protein of 285 amino acids. NCBI's taxonomy places the organism in Eukaryota, Fungi, Ascomycota, Lecanoromycetes, Lecanorales, Parmeliaceae.